GUACAUAGUUACAGAAUGAGUAACGGCCUGUGUUACGCAACUUAACGCCCACACACUCCCGUCACUCGGUAGAGGGAGCUGGGGAGGGUGACUGGGAGGCUCAGCGGCCUCAGUCUGUCAGUGGGUCAACGAACAGUGUGAGAAGGGCAUUGCCAGUAGGGAACUUGUAUUAGGACCACGUAUUAAACAGAUGAUUUGGUACAAAGACAGAGUACAUGCAAUUACCAUGUGGGAGAAUUCCGCUCACACAGCACUUCUGAAAAGAAAUGGAAAAUAACCUGGCUGCAGUUGAAGAUUCCAAACCAGUUAUAUUUGUAACUGGUUUUGGUCCAUUUGCUGGACAUCCCACUAAUGCUAGUCAGUCAGCUGUUGAAUUGCUGGCCAAGGGGAACCUUGAAGAAGAGCUAGGUGUGAGAUUGGUCACAGAUAUAUUGAAAGUGGAAUAUGAGUAUGUUAAGAAGACUGUACCUCAGAGAUGGAAGGAAUUAAUGCCAAAGCUUACAAUUCAUGUAGGAGUGUCAGGUAUAUCAGAAACCCUGGUAUUAGAACAGCUGGCCCACAACACAGGAUAUAUGAGAAAAGACAACUGUGGGUGUGUGCCCAAGAAUGGCAUGUGUUACACAGAUGGAAGUGAUGUAAUCCAAUCUUCUAUUCGGAUGGACUUAAUUUCAAGUACUGUAAACAAAGCUACUUGUGUCAAGUUACCAUGUGUGAAAUCAACAGAUCCAGGAAGGUUCUUGUGUGACUUCACAUACUACUUGUCUCUGGUGGAAGAUAAGUGUCGGUCUGCCUUCAUCCACGUGCCUAUGCUCCACAUGUUCACAGCUGAAGAAAUAGCUGCUGCCUUAGCCAUCGCUAUAAAGGAAAUGUAUUUACAAGUAAUGGAAAUGGAUAAUAGGACAAAAGUGGCUGAGGUAAAUGGUAAUCCAACAACUAAUCAAGUUUGCCAAAAUGGUGAAUCUAUGGAGCAGCUAGCUGCAGCUGUGUGAAAGCCCAUCUCUGCUGUUAAUCUCAUCACUAUGUCUUGUUGAAGGUAAUAGAAUUUAAGAGAAAUAUUUUUAUAACUAGGAAUGGGUAAUGAGAUUAAUAUAGAAACAGUAUAUGCAAAUGUUUUAGAUAAUUUAAUAUUCUUUAUAAGCAGCAGAAAUUUUACACUUGGUGAUUUAUCCAGUCAUGGAUCUCUGUUUGAUGUGUCUAAUAUCUGGUGACUUUCCUUGUUUUUAACUCUGACAAAUUAUAUUGAUAAUUUUUAAGAAUUAAAAGCAUUUGGUUGAAAUACUGUUGAAGGUAAUAUAUUUGAUAAUGAUCCUGUGAUAUUUUUAAGGAUUUAAGCAGAAAAGCUUUUACUUUCCUUGGAGAAACUGUUGAAAGAGUUGUUUUCCCUCUUGAUGUUAAGUGAUUUUACAUGAUAUAGUUAUGAAAUCCCACUUGAAAAUCUUUCUUGCAUUCCAGAAUAUAUAUAUAUAUAUAUAUAUAUAUAUAUAUAUAUAUAUAUAUAUAUAUAUAUAUAUAUAUAUAUAUAUAUAUAUAUAUAUAUAUAUAUAUAUAUAUGGUGGGGGACUCUGGGGUGUUGUGGUCAUCAAAACAGUUGCAUAUAUCACAAAACAUACGAGGAGCCACUGCAUGCACCCCAGAUAAGUUGAUGCCAUUCAUGUCGGCUUUGGUAUCAUCUGAAACGUUUCCCAUUUCAAAUAUCUGGAUGCGAGUAUUGAGCUCAUCAUCCUUCCUCUGCAUGUCAGGUAUUAGUGAGUUGAGGAAGUUGACCUGUCUUUCAUGUUGGUCUUUCUCCUCCAACAUCUGUUUCAAAAAGCUAUCUGAAUCAUUAUGAAUAAUCUCUCUUGAUGCAACCUCUACCCGUAGGUCUACAAUCUUGCUCUCCAGUCUUCGCUUUUCUGUCUCCAAAAGUUCCACUUUGGCAUGGAGAAUACCCACUUUCUCAGCCUCAGCCUUUGCUUCUGCUGGCUUCAUGUUCAUGGUGACCAUUUCAGUCUUGAGCAUUGCCACUUUGCCUUGCAAACUCACCACUUCCUUUACCUUUGAGCCUUGACUUUUCUUUCUCUAUGACUUUUUUCUCAUCAUGCAUCAUCUUCAAGGCAUUUUCAGGUCUAUCUUUCACCUCAUCAAGGUUCUUCACUCCAGUGGCAACUUUUGCUUCUAGUCGCUGAACAUCAAUCAUAAGUUUGUUCUUUUUCUUAGUGAGUAGAUUUAAGAUUUGAGGGUGUUAUUAAUUUCUUGUAUUUGGGUAAUUUUCUUCAGUUCAUUCUUGAGCCUCUCAACAUCUCCUCUCAAUUGACUUCUUUCCUCCUCAGACUUUUUGAGGGUCCUUAUUUCUUCUUCAGGUCUAGACUUCUCAGACAGAUGUUGAUCCCUCUCUGUUCUUUGUGAUUCAGAUAGCUUUUUCACUUCUUCCUGGAGUUCACCCCUCUCUUUGUUCAAUGUGGUGUUUUGAUACUGGGGACUUUGAAGAGUUUUACCAUGUUUUGCUAAUUUGUCUCUUUCCUUGACUAGAAUGAGCUUCUCUUCUUCAAUGCCCUUCAUUUUCCAGACCUCCUCUUCCAGCUGCUCCUUUUGAUUCAGUGUAGUAAUCCUUUGUUCCUUUGUUGUGGUCAGCUGUUCCUGCAGGCCAUUAAGACAGCCCAGCUCACCCUUAAAGGUUUGUUGAAAUUCUGUCAUUACCUCCUUGUUCUUUUGUGCCUCCACCAGCUGCUUGUGCAGGUCCUCUCAGUAGGUGUUGAAAGUGGCCAUCAGUUACUCAACUUCUACCUUCAGCUCAGCCACCUGGCUAUCUCUCUGUGUAACCAACAAGUUACAACAAGUUUUCUUCCUUUGCCAUGCAUAACUUCGGGUUUUCCUUAUCCAUGGCAAACAACUUUUCUUCCACUUCUUUCUUGCUUUUCUGAAUCUCCUCCUUUCCCUUGCUAAGUUAUUCUUUCUCGUGUCACGGACUAGCCACAGACUUUUCCAUGAUUCCCUGUUGUUCAGCUGAAGAACUUGUCAUCUUAAUCACCUGGACCUCCAACUUCUUCACCUUACCUUCUAAAUCAGAUAGUUAUCCUUCCUUCAUCAUUCAUGCAUUAUUGGACUAUAAUAUUAAUUUAAAUAUUAAAUAUCAAAACUCUAAAUAUACUUCUGGCAGGCCACAUUUGUUUAAACUCUGCCACCUGACCCAGUACAGUGUCAACCAUCCAUUUGUUAUACCUCAUUUGGUAGUGUUAUAUAAGCAUUGAGAAACAUAUCUGUGGGUGGGAUAAAAGGGUUUGAAGAGGCCAUCACUGGAAAUUGAACCCAUAAUAGGAUCCUGAAGGUAAUACAAGUCUGACACGUUCCCGAUCAGGGGAUCAGCAAGGUCCAUGUGGAUCUUUGUUGGCUUUAACUGCUUUUUCACUGCGUAACCUUCAUCUCCCUUUUAAGCCAAUUUUUUGGUGUUUUUACUUUUCUCUUCAAGGAACAGACUCUCUCCUGUAUCUUCCUCCAGAAGCAAUGUUUUUAUUUUUCCUUCUUGGGGCUUCUAUUUUCUUAUUUAUAGCAUGCAGCUGAGCCUUUUAUUUUGAGGUCAUGGAACAAUCCCUUCUCCUUGGGAUCUUCUCUGCCUCCACCAGUAUCAUGCUGUCUUUGGGGAUAUCAUAGAAAUCCUAAGAAACUGGCCUGAGGAUGGGAUGAAUUGGUGAUGGGAGACUGUCACCUAGGAUUACAUCCCUACCAGGUAACAUGAGUCUGACAGGUAACCAAUCAGACCAAGAUAAUCACCAGUCCAUGUGGAUUUUGGUAAAGUUUACCUGUCUCUUCACAUGUAGCUGUGAAUAAUCAUAAGCUUGUGAUAGUGACCAUGUCAGAAUUCGUGCACCACAGAACGUUGAGGAGUGAGCAUUAAGUUUUCUUUAGAAGGAAACAUUGGAAUGAUGUUUUGUUAUUUUUUACUUGGAUGGUGGACAUAAUUGUUACAAAGAUUGACUAAGUUUCUAAUAUUUUAAUGUAUUGCAAGAUGAAUGUCAGCACUUUGAAUUUUUGCUCCUUGUAUGUUUAUCACAGAUGUAUGAUCUUGUUUGUACUGUUUAUAUGUAGCUUCAUCCAAGUCAACAACAAACUUGCUGGCUUGAUUCCCUUCUUUACCUUAUUCUGGUGAUCUGACAUCCCAUUGAAGAUGAGUAGUUGAGAUAAGGUGCCUACAUGUACAUUCUCUCUCUCUCUCUCUCUCUCUCUCUCUCUCUCUCUCUCUCUCUCUCUCUCUCUCUCUCUCUCUCUCUCUCUCUCUCUCUCUCUCUCUCUCUCUCUCUCUCUCUCUCUCUCUCUCUCUCUCUCUCUCUCUCUCUCUCUCUCUCUCUCUCUCUCUCUCUCUCUCUCUCUCUCUCUUCCCUUCCCUUCCCUUCCCUUCCCUUCCCUUCCCUUCCCUCCUCUCCUCUCCUCUCCUCUCCUCUCUCUGUUCACAUCACCCACAAACAUUUCCUAAGAUUAUAACCCAUGGGCCUCUUGUAGGGAGAGAGCUUAUUGCCCACACUGCAAGAGGGAGUUGCAGAUUUCCUUGCAUUUAGGCCCAACAGCAGAAUUAGUUUCCCCUUGCUGCACUUGAUCUGCUAGUUGGAUCGAAUGUGUGCAUCCAUUAAUGCAUUCACAACUACUCUCCAUCCCCAUCAAGAGUAACUAACAUUUUUUAGGGGUUUCCCUUUAGUCAUACACUUCACAUCCAGUCCAGUUAUCUUCUUCACCAGUUACUUUUCUUCUAUCCUUCAGUAUGUCCAAACUUUUACAGUAGUUGCUGCUCUGCUUAAUCUGUUAACAGUCUUACAACACCAGUUUUCCUUUGCACUUCCUCACUUGCUGUAUUCAUUAUGUUACUUCACACAUGUUCCCCACACUGCUCACCACCACAGUCAGUCUCCUGUCCCCUAUUCCCACAUUCCACAUUCCAGCCCUAAAUAAUGCAGUCAGUACCUCUUCACUAUCAGGCAUCUUUCUUUGCACUCAUUCCAGACAGUCUACAAAUACAGUGGAACCUUGAUUCAUGAACUUAGCCUGUUACGUGACUCAGUUUGCAAACCAAAAUGUUUGUGAACCAAAAUAUUUUUUCCCAUUGAAAAGUUCCCAUAUGUAUAGGCACAUAGACAUUAGUAAAUUCUUUAAGAUUGUACAGAUAGUUUGUUUCACCAAGCUGUGCUGCAUGUUUGGUGAUGGUGGAAACAUGAAAGCUAUUUUCAUGUUAUGCUAUCGUUUCCUUCUUGAAUUCCACAGUAACACUUAGUCUUCCUGUUAACACUCACUUUUUACUUUUUUUUUGGGGGGGGGAGAGGAGUCAUAGUGAGGUCUAAAAUAACUGAGUAAGAGCAAAAAAGACCCCCCAAAAUAAUGUUUACGAACACAGCACUCAGACAGAUACUGUUCCCAGCAGGCUAUCUGGAUUUGGCUUCAGAUAGGAACCACAUAUACAUACACUUUUCCAGCCAUUUGGUACCAUACAGCAUAUGAAACAUAUAUUUGGUAAUAUAAAUUACCACCCAAUAAAAAUUGCAUUCAGCCACUCAUCCAUCCAAACUAUCAAUUCUAUUCUAAACAUUUCUCAUUCUCCUGACUACACAACCCUUUUGGCUCAAAUUUAUUUAUUUAUUAUUUUUUUUUUGCAUCAAAUUGUAGUUAAAAUUUAAUGAAGAUUUUAUUUGUUAUUAUAAUUGUUGUUGGUGUUGUCAGUGAUCCUGUUGCGGGAGUUGUUAUUGUAACCUGCUGUUUGUUAAUGGUUGUUUUUAUUAAUGUUAUUGUUGGAGUCUGUGCUUGCCCUCCAUGCAGUGGGUGAUGCAUACACUGAAAAGUCUAAGUUUAUAUAUUUGUAAGAAUACUAAUAAUACAUAUAUUUUCCUAAA
This is a messenger RNA of Scylla paramamosain (green mud crab), 5849 nucleotides long. RefSeq names its product pyroglutamyl-peptidase 1-like. The transcript has 6 exons. Gene Ontology annotation, biological process: proteolysis. NCBI's taxonomy places the organism in Eukaryota, Metazoa, Arthropoda, Malacostraca, Decapoda, Portunidae. Gene Ontology annotation, cellular component: cytosol. Bases 267 to 989 code for a protein of 240 amino acids. The record is from RefSeq and is a predicted model, not a curated record. Gene Ontology annotation, molecular function: pyroglutamyl-peptidase activity.